Ceratosolen solmsi marchali is the source of this 1383-nucleotide messenger RNA. RefSeq names its product microtubule-associated protein RP/EB family member 1 (gene Eb1). The record is from RefSeq and is a predicted model, not a curated record. The transcript has 7 exons. Lineage: Eukaryota; Metazoa; Arthropoda; Insecta; Hymenoptera; Agaonidae. Gene Ontology annotation, molecular function: microtubule binding. The coding region runs from base 101 to 946 and encodes 281 amino acids.
CUACCGUGAGUUGCUAAUUUGGAUUUCUUGUAGUGUAUUAGGAAGAAAGUUAAAUAUCACGUUAAACAAUAAAGAAUCUAUAAAAUAAUAUCUGGUAAUCAUGGCUGUCAAUGUUUAUGCGACAAAUGUAACAACUGAAAACCUCAGUCGUCACGACAUGCUGGCUUGGGUUAAUGAUUGUCUACAAUCAUCAUUCCUUAAGAUUGAAGAACUUUGUACAGGUGCAGCAUAUUGUCAAUUCAUGGAUAUGUUGUUUCCUGGUUCAGUACCAUUGAAAAGAGUUAAAUUCAAGACAAAUUUGGAACAUGAAUAUAUUCAAAACUUCAAAUUACUUCAAGGAGGAUUCAAAAAAAUGAAUGUUGAAAAGGCUGUACCAAUAGAUAAGCUGGUCAAGAGCAGGUUUCAGGACAACUUUGAGUUUUUACAAUGGUUCAAGAAAUUCUUUGAUGCAAAUUAUUCGGGGACAGAUGUGUAUGAUGCUCUAGCUAUGCGAGGAGGUGAACCAAUGGGUAGUGGUGUUGGAUUGGUAAAGAGAGCUACCUCAGUGCCAUCUAAGCCAACUACUAGGGCCGAACAAUUCAUCAUAGGUGAAGGACUACCAUCUUCGGUCCAAGUACCUGCAAAAACUGUUCAAAAGACUAUAGGUAAAGUUCAGUCAAACCGUGCACAACCGAAAAUUGGUCUUGGAAAUCGUGGAGACACAGGAAAAAUUGAUGAACUUAGUUCUCGGAUAAUGGAAUUAAAAAUGACUGUCGAUGGCUUAGAAAAGGAAAGAGAUUUCUACUUUGGAAAAUUAAGAGAUAUUGAAGUUAUGUGCCAAGAAUGCGAUAAUAGUCAAAGUACUUCAAUUAUACAAAAAAUUUUAGAAGUCCUUUAUGCAACUGAGGAUGGUUUUGCACCUCCAGAAGAAAUUGAAGGAGACGACCAUGAAGAUGAUAAAUAUUAACUGAAUCAAUUUUUAUGAUUCAAAUAAGAGUUAAAGUGGAGCGAUAGAGUCAAGUCUGUUUAAAAUCAAUAUUGAUGCAUGAAACAUUACUAUGCUAAUUGAGAAAUCGUUCAAUGUUUGCACACUUUUUCCUUUACUUCAUUAUAUUUUGAUAAAUCAGUGAAAUGUAUGUUUAAAACAUAGGUAUAUUACCAAUAAAUCAGGCAAUAAAAGUUUGUCUCAACUUCAGAAACAAGAAAAUAUAUUUAUUAGUACAAAUUGUUAGAUAUACCAUUCAAAUAAUUACUUAAAACGAAAAUUACAUGCAUGACAACUUUAUUAAUGUGAUUAUGAAUCUGUUUUUUCUAAUUCUAAUAUUUUUACAUGUGGAUAGUCUUUUUAACACAUACCUACGUUAUACUAUUCCAAUUAAAUCAUGUAAAAUAAACUUUUUAAUU